Molecule: messenger RNA, 2478 nt
Organism: Haemonchus placei
Lineage: Eukaryota; Metazoa; Nematoda; Chromadorea; Rhabditida; Trichostrongylidae
Source: the annotation of a GenBank genome assembly
UUGCAGUCACGAAAGGUUAGCGACCGAUUACUGGAAUUGCAAUCUCAUUGGAAGCCUAUUUAUGAAUCGCAAAAGCUCGAUGAAAAAAGAAAGGAUGGCCCAUCUAAAUACAUAUUGUCAAUGUUUCCGUAUCCAUCGGGUUCCUUGCAUAUGGGUCAUAUGCGAGUUUAUACGAUUUCUGACGUUACUGCAAGAUAUUUUCGGUUAAACGGGUACGAUGUAAUCCACCCAAUCGGUUGGGAUGCGUUCGGAUUACCAGCAGAGAAUGCAGCUAGAGAGCGAGGUGUCGAUCCACGGCAAUGGACAUUAUAUAACAUCGAAUCAAUGAGAAGUCAGUUGCUGAAGACUGGGAUCCUUUUCGAUUGGGAUCGGGAAAUUUCAACGUGCGAUCCAUCAUAUUAUCGCUGGACUCAAUGGAUUUUCCUACGAUUGCAUGAACACGGAUUACUGCGUCGAAAUCUGGCCGAGGUUAACUGGGAUCCUGUUGACAACACAGUGUUAGCUGCCGAACAGAUUGAUUCAGAAGGAAGGAGUUGGCGAAGUGGUGCUAUAGCUGAAAAGCGCAAGCUACGGCAGUGGAUGGUGGAGACUCCUCGAUAUGCAAAACGCCUUAGCGAUGGGUUGCAGAAAUUAUCAAACUGGCACGAAGUGGCUGACAUCCAGUCAAAUUGGAUUGGGAAAUGCGAUGUUUACCGAUUUCUGUUCCCGCUUAGGGACGAUAAACAUCAGCCAAUGGAAGAGCUUCUCGAUCUACGCGUGGAAGAUCCAGUCAAUGUUGCUCGAGCCACGUUCAUAGUUAUUCGUCAUGGUCAUCCACUAAGCGAUCAUGAGCGGUCCUCUGUUGAUUCUCCUUAUUGUCUUGGCGUUAGUGUUCUGAAUGGAAUCUCUGGGGUAUGGAUGCCAGUCAUAGUUGUCCCCGAAAACUAUGAUGGUCCACCGAUGCACUUGAAUGCCAGAUGUGGAGAUCUAACGGCGGAUAGACCAUUGUUGGAACAGUUCAAGAUCGCUCGAGAUCAACGAGCUCUCAUGCCAAUGAAUCUCAACGACGUCCAGGAAAUUGCCAAGUUCGGUAAUUUCGGAGGAUACAUGACAUCGAGAACGCUUCAAGACUGGGUUGUGAGCAGACAACGCGCCUGGGGUACUCCGAUUCCAGUGAUUCUGAGUCCUGAUGGAAAAACAGCAGUGCCGUUGGCUGAUAAUCAGCUGCCGCUUCUCCAGGGUCAGGAAGCAGGCAGGAAAGUGGCGUGUGAUAGGUUAGAAGGAGGUGAAGGUUACUACGAAACGGAUACGUACUAUCUACGCUAUCUUGAUCCGAAGAAUCAAAACGCUCUUCUGUCUCGUGAAGCGGCCACAAAGAUGCCGGUGGACAUCUACGUGGGGGGCAUCGAGCACGCUGCGGUUCACAUGUUCUUCGCUCGAUUUAUCUCGUACUUUCUUACGGACAUUGGAGUCACUCAGGUUCACGAGCCUUUUCGAGACCUUAUACCUCAGGGCAUUGUUCGUGGGAAGACGUUUAUCGAUACAGAAGGACGAUAUGUUCCCAGAAGUGAUGUCGUUACGGAAGGCAAUGACUAUGUGAGUAAGGAUGGAUCCAAGUUGAGUAUGUCCUUCGAGAAGAUGAGCAAAUCCAAGGGAAAUGGAGUUGAUCCACUGGAUGUGCUGGAGAAAGUUGGAGUUGAUAUGGCCCGGCUACAACUUCUUGACACAGCAGCACCUCGUCAAGCGAUUAAUUGGGAGGAAUCAGAUCUCAAGGGGCUCAAGAAGUGGAUCGAUCGGGUCGCUUGGGUUGUGUCUGCGUACAUUGAAGUGAGGAAGCGUACGGUAGAAAAGUCACUCGAAGUUUCCACCACCACUUCAACGAUGGAAGAACACCUGCGGGAGUGUUACAACUACUUUGUUCGAAAUGCUUCGGUGUGCCUUGAAGUUUUCAAUCUACACAAUACAGCCUUGGCGCGGCUACAAGGAUUAACUAAUGCCCUCCGUAAAAUCGAUCCUUCAGUCCUUGGAAGCAGUCCUGAGGCAGAAAGAUGCAUUUUUGCUUUAGUGACUAUGAUGCAGGUUUAUACGCCAUACUUAGCUGCUGAGUUAUGGGCAGCCCUACAGUCGGUGCCACCAAUCCGAGCCGAAAUAACGACCUCCAGUCGUCUCGAUGACGUUCCGUGGCCGCAAGUGGAUCCUGAUUGUGACAUCGACUUGAUUCUUAUAGUACGUUACUUGCUAUGCCCCUUAUGCAAAGAAAAGAAGGAAAUAUCAUGGUUGUCGAAAGAAGAAAGAAGGAAAGUCAUGCGCAUGGUGAACGACAUUGUUUGUGGCCGAAUUGAGGCUCCCCGAAAGGAAAUAGAGCACUUAUCGAUGGAGGAGUUAAUAGCCCGAGCUAAAUCUGUUGAACAUCAUGAUAUGUUCGAGAGUCUUGAAAAGAAUGGAUUCACUUUCAAAUCCAUUACGAGAACGGCACGAGAAGGUGAGUUGGAGAAAUAG